Molecule: messenger RNA, 1296 nt
Organism: Adelges cooleyi (spruce gall adelgid)
Lineage: Eukaryota; Metazoa; Arthropoda; Insecta; Hemiptera; Adelgidae
Product: splicing factor YJU2
Exons: 2
Coding region: 239-1054 (271 amino acids)
Biological process (GO): mRNA splicing, via spliceosome
Cellular component (GO): U2-type catalytic step 1 spliceosome
Source: RefSeq, a predicted model, not a curated record
UUUGCGUAGUUGUGUUUAUUCUGUGGUCGUGUAGGUAUCUGGUUUAAUAUAAUACAUAUAAUAUACCUGUGUGAAUAAUACCAUUGGUAUUAUCAUCAUAGACUAUGAUAAAUGAUAAUAAUUAAUAAUCAUAAUAUUAUAUUUUAAAGUUAAAAAUAAUGUGUGGCAAUUGUCGGUAGAGACUAUAUUAUAAUUUAGUAGAUUUAAAGCUUUAUUAUUUGUCGAAACAAAAAGUAAAAUGUCUGAGAGAAAAGUAUUAAAUAAAUAUUAUCCACCAGAUUUUGAUCCUUCAAAAAUACCACGUAUGAAACUUCCAAAAAAUCGUCAAUAUACUGUACGUUUGAUGGCACCAUUCAAUAUGAGAUGUAAAACUUGUGGUGAAUAUAUUUACAAAGGUAAAAAGUUUAAUGCGCGAAAAGAAGAUGCAGAAAAUGAAGAUUAUUUGGGUAUUCGUAUUUAUCGUUUCUAUAUCAAAUGCACCCGUUGUCUACAAGAAAUUUCAUUUAAAACUGAUCCUCGCAACACUGACUAUGAAAUUGAAGAGGGUGCUACACGUAAUUUCAUGGCAUUAAAACUUGCUCAAGAACAAGAAAAAAGAGAAGAAGAUGCAGAAAAAGAGGAUGAAGCCACCAACCCAAUGAAAUUGUUAGAAAAUCGUACACAACAAUCUAAACAAGAAAUUGAACUUAUGGAAUCAUUAGAAGAGCUAAGAGAUUUAAAUAGACGUCAGGGAAAUGUUGAUUAUGACUCUAUGUUAUUGAAAUAUAAUCCAGCUGAGUUAAAGGAACAAAUAAAAAUAAUGCAACAAGAAGAAGAUGAAAAAACUGUACAAUCAUUAAUAGAAAAAAAACGUAAGGCUCAAGCAGAUAUUAAUGAAGAAAAAAGUGAAAGUGUUAUAACUACUACAUUAUCCCAGCCAGUUGCAAAAAAAAAAGUUACUAAAUUAAACAGCUUAAAUUUAGUUAAAGUUAACAAUACUGAAAAUAAGCCUAAACAAGUAUCUAAUUCAUUAUCACUAAUUGGUAACUAUUCUAGUAGUGAUGAUUCAAAUUAAUUCCUUCUAGUAUCGAUUAAUUUAAUUAUAAAUACGGCAAUACAAAAUAAUUAUAUUUUAUGAUUAUGUAAAAAGAUCGUCACCACUUUACUGCUACAAUAUUGAUAAAAUCAAAUGACAAAUAUACAGAAUUCAAACUAAUGCAUGUUUUAUAAAGAACUUAAGAUUCAUUAUCUAUUGAUCAGUAUAAAUUAAAAAAAUUGUGUUACUUUUUUAAUUUUUGUAAACGUUUAUAAUACAUA